AUGCCGCUACCUAUCUCUGCUACUGAGGCUUCGCACCGGAUUCAAGAGGAACUUGAUCUGGAGAGCGAGGAGGACAACCACUCCUCGGAUGAAAGUGGUGAAGACACUGAGGAUGAACGCAUCCACUUUGAGCUUCGUUUUGACCCCGCUGAAGAUAUUUGUAUUGAAAACUUGGAGAACAUUGCACCCGCACCGCCAAGGAAAAGAGCACGAUGUCAGCCCAAACAGGAUGCGUGGUCAUGGAAGACAGAAAAUGAUGACGAUGCCACUCCAUCAACACUGCCGUUUCUUCCUGCAAGGGAGCCUGGUGUGCAGCUGAGUGCAGCAGACAACCACACUCCUCUGGACCUCUUCAAGUUGUUCUUUUCAGAGGAUGCUGUGGAAACCCUCUGCCAAAACACCAACAAGCAAGCUGCUGGGAACAUAGCCAGAGGUGCAACGUACAGAUGGGUGGAUGUUGGAGUUGCUGAAUUCUACAAAUACAUUGGACUGUUAUUCUACAUGGGCAUGAUCAAGCUGCGUGACAUUAAUGACAACUGGAAGAAUACCAUCUUCUCACUCCCUUUCCCGGCAGAGUUGAUGGCAAGAGACAGAUACAGAACAAUAUCCUGGAAUGUGCACAUGAGCGACCCAGAUGAGGAGAGAGUGAAUGAUGCCCAGACUGGAACCUCAGCACACGACGGACUGUUCCGGCUCAAACCCCUCAUGAACACCAUCCAGAAUGCCUGUAAGGCAUUCUAUCAUCCCCACAGGAACAUUGCUGUGGAUCAGCAUAUGGUGGCUUGCAAAGGACAUACCAUUUCAAAUGAUUUCAAGUUGUUUGUGCUAGCAGACUCCAGCAAUGGGUACACUUUGGACUUUUCCGUAUACACGGGAAAGAACAACUUCCCCACAGUGCAAGGCCUCUCUUAUGACUCUGUCAUGUCACUGAUUGACAUAAAGUAUUUGGGAUCUGGAUACCACGUGUACAUGGACGAUUUCUAUACAAGCCCAAAGCUUUUCAAGGACUUGUUGGCUUUCAAGUUUGGUGCUUGUGGAACAUACCGAGAUUCCCGGAGGGACUGUCCACGCAGUGAUGUCAAUGUACUGACAAAAAAGUCCCCUGGAGGAACGUACCGCUGGAUAAGGGAUGGUCCUCUUGUUUAUGUGAAAUGGAUGGACACACAAGAGGUGUCUGUCUGCUCCACCAUCCAUGCAGCCUACACUGGGGAUACAGUAAAGAGAAGAGUGAAAUCCAGACAGGGUGUCUGGUCUUCACAGUCCUUUCCAUGCCCCUCACCUGUGGUAGAAUACAACAAGUUCAUGGGAGGUGUGGAGGAGUUCAUGGGAGGUUUCCCAGGAGAGUUGAUCCAGUAUUACACAGCACAGCACAAAACCAUGAAGUGGUACAGGAAACUCUUUAUUCACUUCCUGGAUAUUGCUGCAACAAAUGCCUACCUUCUCCACAAAGAACUCAUGCAAAACAUGCACAAGGACAGCAUGACCCAGAAGGCUUUCAGGGAGGAGCUCACUGAACAGCUGUGUGGUGUCACUCAGACACAAAAGGCUCCUGUAAAGGAGGACAGUGAUUUGCACAUUCCAGUUUGUGGGGUUGAGCUGAACACUGAUGGUGGGAAGAAGGCUCAUGCUAACCGCAAGACCUGUGCAUAUUGCAGGAAGCAUAGGGGAAAGCAAGCAAAAACCCUUUGGAAGUGCAGAGCAUGUCAUGUCUACCUUUGCCUUCUACCAGAGAGAAACUGUUUUAAUGCUUGGCAUGAUGAGGAAUGAUCUUUUCUGUAAUCUAUUGAGAUAUAACCUACAGCUGAAGAGUCCAUAUUUGUAUAGUCUUUUGGGAUUUCAAAACUGAUGGUUGUGGGGACAGAAUGCCACAAUGACAUGCCAGGCCCAUUACCUAUUGGCCAUUGUAUUUCACAGGUGGGCCAUGAGCAGUGACAAUGGGGAGGGGCAAUCAAAUGUUUGUUUGCACCUACAGUAUAUCAUCAAUAUUCAUUGUGUAGGGACACUGGUUUUGGAGAGGAAAAGGUUACUCUGAAGUUACUAAUAUUUAGUAGUGAAACCAGAGAAUUGCUGAAGGCUGAAAUCACCCUAUGUGUAGUGAACAACUAUGUUUACAAGGUUCAGAGUUCAAAAGUCUUGGCCAGAAAUAUUUACAAUGUGUUGUAAGUCUCAAGUCUGAGCACCACUGAAAGAAGGUUUUUGUAAGGGUAUCUUUACAUUUGAUUUAAAUUAAAAAUGUAUUUAUUACAUUCCUUGUAGUCUCGUGUUAUUUCUUAAGUUUUCUAGAUUAUAACCAUAUUUGGCACGUUUGCGAAGAAAUUUCGAAUCAGCCAACGGCCUGGCCUCACUGUUAAACUCAAAAACUCCGACGAGGCUACAGCUGGCAUGAAGAAGAUCUCAGCACCAUGGACAGCAUCAUCCGUUUCUAGCUGUUCGGCGAACCGCUCCCUGAC
This is a messenger RNA of Clupea harengus (Atlantic herring), 2450 nucleotides long. RefSeq names its product piggyBac transposable element-derived protein 4-like. The record is from RefSeq and is a predicted model, not a curated record. The coding region runs from base 1 to 1767 and encodes 588 amino acids. NCBI's taxonomy places the organism in Eukaryota, Metazoa, Chordata, Actinopteri, Clupeiformes, Clupeidae. The transcript is spliced from 2 exons.